Messenger RNA from Geodia barretti, 3836 nucleotides. The record is from the annotation of a GenBank genome assembly. NCBI's taxonomy places the organism in Eukaryota, Metazoa, Porifera, Demospongiae, Tetractinellida, Geodiidae.
UUUUGCCUAACUAAACUUGGACGCACCGGUUCUCUGCCCUUCUCCGUUCAGCGGCCAUUGAGCGGGCUCCAGUCGUGCUCCCUGCCGCCGCAGAUAUGUCCAGUCUACCGCCACUAACACAACUUGCAGGGAACCACGGGACGUUGUUCGAGGGCUAUUUCCAGCCGCUGGACGUGACGAGGAACGGGAGGAUAGACGCAAGCAGUGCCGCGGCUUUCCUGAAGAAAUCUCAACUCGGCGACUCCGUUCUUCACAAGAUAUGGGAUCUUUCCGAUCCAAACGGCAGAGGCUACCUCGACAGACAGGGAUUCUACGCUGCGUUGCGACUUGUGGCGGCAUGUCAGCUGGGCAAGGAGCCUUCCCUGUCACUGAUCACCCUCUCCGACCCUCCCCCUCGGCUGAUGGGCAUCGACUCGACCACCUUCGCCGGCUUUGCCCAGAAGAAAUGGACCAUUGAGCCUGAAGACAAGCUGAGAUAUGACAAAAUGUUUCAGGGUAUGAACCCAGUAGGAGGGAAGCUGUCGGGAGAGAAGGCAAGGCCGGUCAUGAUGGCCUCCAAACUCCCGGUGGACGCUCUCGGGAAGAUCUGGAACCUCUCCGACCUUGACAGAGACGGACAGCUGGACUCUGAGGAGUUUGCCGUGGCAAUGAGACUCAUCCAACUGUGUCAGGCCGGUGAGCUUCUCCCUCCCUCUCUCCCCGCGUCCAUCAUCCCACUCUCCAAGAGAACCGGGGUCGGGGUAGGGACUGGAGUAGCUGGGGUAGGGGUAGGGGUAACUGGAGUAGGGGGGAUGAUGUCUCUGGGGACUGGAAUUCACCCUUCUCCUUCUCCGUCUCCCGUCCCUCCCACCUCUUCCUCCUCUUCCCCUACACUCACCAGAAAACAGGAGUGGGUUGUGACAGCGGAGACUAAGGCAAAGUACGACAAGUAUUUCGAGGGGAUAGACAAGGACAAAGAUGGACUGGUGUCUGGGGACGAGGCCAGGGGGCUGUUCAUGGCCUCAAACCUAUCGUCAAACGUCCUCGCCCACGUCUGGAACCUGUGUGAUUCACAGAAGAGAGGCAGGCUGAAUGUAGAGCAGUUUGCCCUGGCAAUGCACCUCAUUGCAGAGAAGGUCCGCGGGAAGGAGCUCCCCACCGAGCUGGCCCCCAACAUGAUCCCGCCCUCUCUGAGGGGGAAAUCCCCAACGUCAUCGGUUGCCGCUCCGUCUGGCCAGGCUCUCCCUCCCUCCUUCUCCUCUUCCUCUCUCUCCUCCGUUUCCGGGACCCCCUCAGCUACCUCCCUCCUCCCCUCUUCCUCCUCCUCUUCCUCCAUUCCCGUACUCCCCACCAUGACGUCAAGUGCCCCGCCCCUCUCCGUGUCGUCCGCAUUCGGUCCCGUCGCCCCCGUUCCAGCUGGUAGCGUGGAAUCGGGACCUGCUAGUGGGGAGAGUGACACGGGAUUUGGCAGUGAUUUCUCCGCCAUAAAAGAGCUGGACACACUGACCCAUGAGAUCACUGGAGUCAAGAAUGAGAAGGUGAGACUGCAAGAGGACAUAAGACUGAAGCAGGAGCUGAUCAAGACGAGGAAGGGAGAGAUCAAGGGUCUGCAGGAGGAGUCCAGCACCUCCAUGAAGCAGAGGGAGGAACUGGAGAGAGAGAAGGGCCAGUACCUGGCCAAACUGGACCAACUUGACACACAGAGAGCCCAGACAGAGAGCCAGAUAGCCGAGACGAAACAGAAAUGUAGAGAUGAGCAAGAGGAGAUUGAGCGGUUGAAGGUGCAGCUCUCCCAGCAAGAGACCAGCAAGAGGGCCCAGGGUGAGGAGCUGGAGGGACUCAAAGUCCAACUGGAGAACCUGAAGAAAGAGGAGAGAGAUUACAAGCAGAGGGUGAGGAGCCGCAACAGUUGGCUAGUGUUUCAUGGUGUGUUGUGUGUUAGGUGGAGGCAGGGAAGGCAGAGCUUGAGAAGCUUCAAAAAGCUAAUCAGACCAGACAUUCUGAAAUCAAAGAGGCUCGCCACAAGGUAGACAGACUGAAGGAGGAGCACCUUCACCUGAACCAGCAGGUGAACAUGUACAGUGCGGCAGGCUCCACCCCUGGCUCCACCCCCUCCUCGUCCGUCAUCAAUAUCAACGACGUCGGCCAGCUGCCCGUCGAACUACACGUCCCGCACAUCAACGAACCCGAUGCAGUCAGUGCCAUAGCCACCGCUGGGUCUAGUAGUCCGGUGAGCAGUAUCAGUGGCUUCAGUACCAAUUCCCACCUGGAAGAGGCAGGGGAGGAGGGAGGGAUGGGAGGAGGAGGAGGAGGAGGAGGAGGGGGCAAAGAGGACAGAACUCCUCGCAGUGACCCAUUCGCUGGGUCCAGCGGAGGCUCUUCUUCGGCCUCACAGACAAACGACCCUUUUGCAGCUUUUUCUGUGCCAGGCAACGAUCACUUCUCUUUAGCAGGUGAUACUGGAGGCUUCAAGCCAGCCGGUCUUUCUUCAUUUGAUCCAUUCGGAAUGGCAGACGCCUUCAAAUCAAUGGGAGGGGGAGGAGGAGGAGGAGGAGGAGGAGGGGGUGGGUCAAUUGGUGAUGACAUCUUCAAGUCAGAUCCAUUCUCCUCGUCAAACUCUGGCCCUGCUGGUGAUACUAACACUACCACUGAUCCAUUCAGCGGGCAAGACCCUUUCUUCUGACCCAUUUGCCACCUCCUCAGCCAAUAGUAUUGCAGCCGGCACUGCUAGUGGGGGAACGGCAGGCAAAUCAUCUGCUACACCUCCUCUAUGGGGUUCAGGUGCUGGUGCCAAUCUGUUUGGAUCGGACCCUUUCAGUGGUAGUGGUGGUACAUCAGGGGGGGUGGGUGGUGGACCAACAGCUACCACUCCGACCGCCGAUCCGUUUGCCAGCGACCCGUUCAUGGAGGACCCGUUUGGGACGAAGGGGGGUGGGGGAGGGGAGGAGAUGAACCCAUUUGCCUCUGACUCGACUGAUGUGUUUGGCAGCAAGGGUUGGGCCGAUUCAAAAACAUCGUGACAGACUCAAACUGAGAGAAAGUAAUGUCCCCCCCACCACCCAACAACACGCAGUUUGUAAAUUAUUGUGGCUCACACUUUGGCAGCCGUGUAACAUAGACACAGAACCACAUAUCAUUAUGGACGGAGUGCCGAGCCAUCUAGGCCUAACUAAUAUUUUCGUGUGUGUGUGUGUGUUUGUGUGUGUUUCUUUAACGAGCUAUGUGUAUGUUGUGUGUGUCGGUAUGUGUAGGCAUAUGAUCGCUAUGCAUUUAGUCACGUGAUUUGACCAGCCCUGUAUGUAUAUUAUUUAUGUGUGUGUGUGUUUGUGCACUAUUUUGUAGGCUAGGCACUGAUAGAGAUGCAUCAUGACAUGUAGUAAAACUAUCCCAUCUUCAAGUGAGUUUGUCAAAAAUGCACAAAUCAAAACCACAAACUGGUGUAUAUAUGAGAGAUCAAAAUGUGUAUGCAAUCAAUGCGCCAUUGGCUUAAAAAUUCUUGACAGCUAGAUUAUAACAACAUGAAAAAAACUAUAUACACUGCAAAAGUCACUACUUAUUAUAUGAAACACCAAUGAACGCAACACUAAUCAACCAACAAUGUCUCCUGUAAGACAGCAAACACAGCUAGACAUCGUGAUGUAUGUAUAUAAUAAAGCAGAGAGAGCUACAGUAGCUAGCUGUGUGGAGAGUGUUGGUGGAGCCGAGGGGAGGAGUCAGGGGAGGAGCUAGUGAGGGUUCUGAGACUGUCGGAGUCCUGGAGCUCCAGCAGGGCCGUAGAGCCGUUGGGGAAAUCUGUGCAGUAGUGGCCGUCCACCACCAGAUUGGCAUUCCAGCUUCUCGACACCACUUUCACACUG